GAGAAGAAACGCGAAAGAGAAAGAAGAAAGGAAGUAAGGGAAAAGCAAAGCAUUGGAUUGGCAUUGGAUUGCUAUUGCUAUUGCAAUUGCAAUUACUGUUGUUAUUGCUAUUGGUGGUUCACCGUUCCUCUCUCUCUCUUUCUCUUUCUCUUUCUCUCUCUCUCUUCCUCUCUCUUCUGCCAUCUCCAACUCUGAUGCAACUUCCAUCUCUCACUUUCACCCUAAUCCAAAUCUCAAUCCUCGAUCGCUUCUCUUUCCUCUCAACCACAUUUCCCUUUCACUCCCAAUUCUCACAUUCUAGGGUUACUCCGCCUUCCCAUUUCUCAACUUUACUCAUCAUUUUCUCAUUAUCUAAUCCAAUUCCACCCUCAAUUUACGCCUAAUUCACCACUUAGCUUCUUUAUUUAUUAUUCUUUCUGUUAAUGGAGAAUAACUUCUGCUGAUUCCCAAGUCUCAGAUCUCGUUACUUUUACAUGGAUUGGGGUUUAACUAUCCCUUCCGCUACGCUCGAUUUCUGUAGCUGUCUUCAUACAAUGCGAUUGGAGAAGUAUUCAUGAGUUCUGAUGAGACCUUGCUAUUGGAUUCGGAUCCGCGCCCUGUGAUUGUUCACCGCCGCGGGAAAUCGGGUUCCCGGACCUACCUCUGUGGCCAUGGUUCCUUCUCGUCUUCCGUGUUCGAGGCGGCUAUUGCUGACAUCAGCGAUUUGGACGUGAAGGAGCGAAACAAGGAGGUUUUGUCUGGCGAUUGCAGCUUCCAGACUGCGUCGUUUAGUAAUAGUAACAGCUCUGAUAGGUGUGCUGUUGAGUCGAAGUUCCCCUGGCAGUUUCCCUUGGAAUGCUCCACGCGCGAGAAGAGGCGCUCGGCAUCGUGGGGUGCAAUGGAACUGCAUGGUGCUGAUAACCGGAGUGUUCCCUUUGAGAUAUCCGGAGCUUCGUCUCAUGUGCAGGAUAGGUUGAAUAGUAAAUCGCAGAGGAUUAGGCACAGGAGUGUGCAAUUUGAUGAUCCUGCUUUUCAGGAGGAUGGUGCCAGGUUGAUCUAUAUUAAUGAUCCCAGGAAGACCAACGACAAGUAUGAGUUCACUGGGAACGAGAUCCGAACUAGUAGAUACACCUUUGUUACCUUUUUGCCCAAGAAUCUUUUCAUUCAGUUUCAUAGGGUUGCGUAUCUGUAUUUCCUUGCUAUUGCAGCGCUCAAUCAACUUCCUCCACUGGCUGUGUUUGGGAGGACUGUGUCUCUUUUUCCUCUGUUGUUUGUGCUUUGUGUCACGGCUAUUAAGGAUGGCUAUGAGGAUUGGCGGCGGCACAGGUCAGAUCGCAAUGAAAACAACCGGGAGUCUCUGGUGCUUCAGUCCGGUGAUUUCCGAUCGAAGAAGUGGAAAAAAGUACAAGCUGGGGAGGUUGUUAAGAUCUUUGCUGAUGAGACAAUUCCGGCUGAUAUGGUCUUGUUGGGGACGAGUGAUCAAAGUGGGCUUGCCUAUAUUCAGACCAUGAAUUUGGAUGGAGAGUCAAAUUUGAAGACAAGGUAUGCUAGGCAGGAAACAGCUUCGGUGGUUACUUCGGAAUCUUGUGAUGUUUUUGGGGUAAUUAGGUGUGAGCAACCGAACCGGAAUAUUUAUGAGUUCACUGCCAACAUGGAGUUCAAUGGACUUAAGUUUUCCCUUAGCCAGUCAAACAUUGUUCUCCGUGGCUGCCAGCUUAAGAACACGGAUUGGAUAAUUGGUGUUGUAGUUUAUGCAGGGCAGGAAACAAAAGCAAUGCUGAACAGCGCAGCUUCUCCUUCCAAGAGAAGCAGACUUGAAAGUUACAUGAACAGAGAAACCCUUUGGUUGUCUGUUUUUCUUUUUAUCAUGUGUUUGGUUGUGGCCAUUGGGAUGUGUCUUUGGCUGGUACGCCACAAGAACCAGCUAGAUACCUUGCCUUACUACAGAAAAAGAUACUUCACCAACGGACCCGAUAAUGGAAAGAAAUACAAGUAUUAUGGGAUUCCGAUGGAAGCAUUUUUCUCCUUCUUGAGUUCUGUUAUAGUGUUUCAGAUAAUGAUACCAAUAUCUCUUUACAUCACAAUGGAGUUGGUUCGAUUGGGUCAGUCAUACUUCAUGAUUGAAGACAGGGAUAUGUAUGAUGCCAGCUCUGGGUCAAGGUUUCAGUGUAGAUCAUUAAAUAUAAACGAAGAUUUGGGUCAAAUACGCUAUAUAUUUUCGGACAAGACUGGAACACUCACAGAAAACAAAAUGGAAUUCAAGAGGGCCAGCGUACAUGGGAAGAAUUAUGGAAGCUCCUUGAAUGUUGUUGAUAAUACAGCUGUGGAUGUUACUCCUAAACGCAGAUGGAAGCUCAAAUCUGAACCUGUAGUGGAUUCUGAACUGAUGAUGAUGUUACGGGAAAACUCCAAUAGAGAAGAAAGAGUUUCUGGUCAUGAGUUUUUCCUUACACUGGCUGCUUGUAACACCGUAAUCCCUAUACUUGGUGAUGGUGGAUUUUCCAGACAUGGAACAAAUGAAUUAAAAGAUGAUAUUAGAUGCAUUGAUUACCAGGGAGAAUCUCCUGAUGAACAAGCUCUAGUUUCUGCAGCCUCUGCAUAUGGAUAUACUCUUUUUGAACGUACAUCAGGACAUAUCGUUAUUGAUGUCAACGGUGAGAAACUCAGAUUGGACGUAUUGGGUCUGCAUGAGUUUGAUAGUGUGCGAAAGAGAAUGUCUGUUGUUAUUCGGUUUCCUGACAAUGCGGUAAAGGUGUUAGUCAAAGGUGCUGACACUUCAAUGUUUAGCAUUUUGGAAAGUGGCAGUGAGAGUAAUAUUAACAUACUGCACACAACUCAGAGCCAUCUGAACGAGUAUUCUUCACAAGGUUUGCGCACUCUUGUGAUUGGCUCCAGGGAUCUUUCUGAUGCUGAACUUGAGGAGUGGCAAAGCUGUUAUGAAGAGGCAAGCACUUCGUUGACCGACAGAGCUACUAAACUAAGGCACACAGCAGCUCUUAUAGAAAGCAAUUUAAAGUUACUUGGAGCAACUGGAAUUGAGGACAAGCUACAGGAGGGAGUACCAGAAGCCAUUGAGGCUCUACGGCAAGCUGGAAUCAAGGUCUGGGUUCUUACUGGUGAUAAGCAAGAGACAGCAAUUUCAAUUGGUCUUUCCUGCAAACUUCUUAGUGGAGAUAUGCAGCAGAUUAUUAUAAAUGGCAUUUCAGAGGUUGAAUGUAGAAGUCUUCUGGCUGAUGCUAAAGCCAAAUAUGGCGUGAAAUCUUCAAGUGGAGGUCGUCGCAGUUCGAAACACAAAACCAAUGCUGGACAUGGAGAUCUUGAUAUUCCCAAUGGUUUCCCCAAAUGGAAUCCUGGAAAGGAAGAUGGCACUAUUGCUCCAUUGGCACUUAUAAUUGAUGGCAACAGUUUGGUUUAUAUUUUGGAGAAGGAACUGGAGUCAGAGCUUUUUGACCUGGCAACUUCCUGCAAGGUUGUGCUUUGCUGUCGUGUUGCGCCCUUGCAAAAGGCAGGAAUUGUUGAUCUGAUCAAGAGCCGGACAGAUGAUAUGACACUGGCUAUAGGCGAUGGGGCCAAUGACGUGUCAAUGAUCCAAAUGGCAGAUGUUGGUGUAGGAAUAUGUGGGCAGGAAGGGCGCCAAGCAGUGAUGGCUUCAGAUUUUGCAAUGGGACAGUUUCAGUUUUUAAAAAAAUUACUUCUGGUUCAUGGGCACUGGAAUUAUCAGCGUGUUGGCUAUUUAGUUCUGUACAACUUCUACCGCAAUGCUGUCUUUGUGUUGAUGUUAUUUUGGUAUAUAUUAUGCACGGCUUUUUCUACAACUUCUGCAUUGACAGAUUGGAGUAGUGUUUUCUAUUCUGUGAUAUACACAUCUGUUCCUACUAUUAUUGUUGGUAUUCAGGAUAAGGACUUGAGUCACAGGACACUCUUGCAGUUUCCUAAGCUGUAUGGUUCAGGUCACAGGCAAGAAGCGUACAAUAUGCAACUUUUUUGGAUCACUAUGAUUGAUACAGUAUGGCAGAGCCUUGUUCUUUUCUACAUCCCAUUGUUCACCUAUAAGGACAGUUCAAUUGACAUAUGGAGCAUGGGCAGUUUAUGGACAAUUGCAGUUGUUAUCCUUGUAAAUGUGCACCUUGGUAUGGACAUUAACCGUUGGGUAUUAAUUACUCAUGUUGCAAUCUGGGGUUCAAUAAUCAUUACGUACGGUUGCAUGGUGGUAUUGGAUUCAAUACCUGUCUUUCCCAAUUACUGGACUAUUUAUCAUCUGGCAAGUUCCCCUACAUAUUGGAUAACAAUUUUGCUUAUAAUUAUUGUGGCAUUGCUCCCUCGCUUUAUAUGUAAAGUUGUCUAUCAAAUUUUUUGGCCUUCGGACAUCCAGAUAGCUAGAGAAGCUGAUUUAAUGAGAAAACGACAUGCUACUUUGCGGCCAAGGCUUCAAGUUUCCAGUUAACAUGUGUUACUGUCCCGUGUCUUGUAGAAAUUACAGAAAUCUCAAUUGAAGUGGCUUCCCUUAUAUUUUUCCAUCACAAUGCAUUCUUGUGAGAGUUGGUUGCACAAGUUACAAGGAUAGAUCAAGAAAUUGCCUAAGGAAUGGUAGAAUGCAUAGACAUGCAUAAUGUUCAAGAAUUAUAGCACAAGUUGAGAGAUGGUGAAGCAGACUGCUGUGGUGUAAGACAAAUGGUGGGCAUCGAAAUAGUAACGGAUUAUGUCGUUGGGAAGCACAAGGCCAAGGUUGGCAUAUAGCUUGCCUGGUUUUUCAAAUGCCUCGGGUCAAGACAGAAAGGUAAAUAGAUGGAAGUUGGACAGACUGAGUCAUCAAGAAUUUGAUGUGGGUGGAAUUUUAGUGGCGACAUGUUAAUAAUGAUCCACGAUUUAUAAAAAAUAGUGUGGGAGAGAAUAGAGUGUAACUAAGUGUACUAUAGUUCUGUAAAAAUCAGGCUUGAAAACGUCCUUUAAAAGGAUAAUAUCUCAGGGCAUAAUGAAAAGAAAGAAAAGGUAAUUUUUACAA
Molecule: messenger RNA, 4981 nt
Organism: Vigna radiata var. radiata (mung bean)
Lineage: Eukaryota; Viridiplantae; Streptophyta; Magnoliopsida; Fabales; Fabaceae
Product: phospholipid-transporting ATPase 1
Exons: 9
Coding region: 554-4423 (1289 amino acids)
Biological process (GO): phospholipid translocation
Cellular component (GO): plasma membrane
Molecular function (GO): ATP binding; ATP hydrolysis activity; magnesium ion binding
Source: RefSeq, a predicted model, not a curated record